Molecule: messenger RNA, 1928 nt
Organism: Portunus trituberculatus (swimming crab)
Lineage: Eukaryota; Metazoa; Arthropoda; Malacostraca; Decapoda; Portunidae
Product: serine/threonine-protein kinase pim-1-like
Biological process (GO): negative regulation of apoptotic process; protein autophosphorylation
Cellular component (GO): cytoplasm
Molecular function (GO): protein serine/threonine kinase activity; ATP binding
Source: RefSeq, a predicted model, not a curated record
GAGGUGCCGAUCCAAAGGCCCGGCUCAGGAGUGAUCCCGAAUCGCCUAUAGUAUCAAGAUCAAGAUCAAGAUGAAGAUAGACCGCGCCGCGGUGUAGUGCAAACACUGGAAGAAGAACGACUGGCUUUGUGGCGGCGCGGGCGUGGCCGUGGGCGUAGGCGUGGGCGUCACGGGAAGGAACGGCAAGCAACAUAUAGAAGAAUAACUUUGUGGAUGAAGAGGAGGUGUCACUAUGUCACUUCCUGAAAACUCAACAAGAAGCUGUGAAGAUGACAGCUGCAGCCCCCACCCACACCCUACCCCAGCUUCUGAUGGGGGGCUGCAACUGCCCUCAACAACAUGUGCCUCUGAUAGUGGGAGCAGGAGAGAGGCUGGUGUGGUGCCCAAGGAAUUACCACCCUCCACCUCCACUGCUCAGAACAUGGUAGUCUCAGCCAUGUCGGACAAGGAGGUACCUGACACUGAGAUGAGCCUGGUGGAUAAGUCUGGCCUGGGUGCAGUGAAGAAAGACUUCACUGUGAAGGUUACAAGUAUUUGAGCCAUUCAUCCCAAGAAGCUGGACAUCAGUCUCUCCACACAACUUUCACACCACUCUGGAAACACCAGUGACAAGUCUUACAUGUCUCAAGUGGGAGAGACAUACAGGGUGGGUGACAUUAUUGGCAAGGGAGGCUUUGGUUGCGUGUAUUCUGGCGUGAGGAAACGCGAUUCGCUCCCUGUCGCUAUCAAGAAAUUGGACAAGGCUAAUAUCCAUGCCUGGGAGAUGAUGAAUGGGCGGCUAGUUCCAAGAGAAGUGACAAUGCUGUUAAGAGUCUCCCACAUAGAACACGUGAUAAAGCUUUUACACUGUUUGGACACCGGUGAGUGUUUCUACCUGGUGCUUGAGCGCCCAGAACCUUGCAAAGAUUUGUAUGACUACAUUGGAGAGAGGACGACAAUCCCAGAGACUGAAGCUCGGCUAUUGUUCAAGCAGAUUGUGGACAUUGUGUGGAAUUGUCACAGUGCGGGCAUUCACAAAGACAUAAAAGACGAAAACAUCCUAGUUACACAAAAUGAUGAAGGAAAAAUAAUACUGAAACUCAUUGAUUUUGGUUCAGCUGAUUUCCUGUCUGACAAAACCCAAACACAUAUGAAUGGCACCAGGGUUUAUUGUCCGCCGGAGUGGAUACUCUAAAAAUAUAAGGCCGUCCCAGCGACUGUCUGGUCUCUAGGAAUACUCCUAUACAAUAUGGUGUGUGGGAACAUACCAUUUCAACAUGAUGAGGAAAUUAUAUCAGGCCAUGUGUUAUUUCAUAUUGAAUUAGGUGCAGCAGUAAAACAUUUAGUGCUCUGGUGUCUUUGUAAACGUCCCAGCAAGCGGCCCAGCCUUGAAAGCAUUCUACAGCACCCUUGGAUGAGGGGCAUAGGCGACAGUCAGGAGUGAAACAUUCUAUGAAAAAUACCCACCUGAACUCUUAUAACUCUCCCUGGAAUGCCCAACAUUUCUUGAAAUAAUAAUGAUAAUAUUAAUGAUAAUAAUAACAAUAAUAAUAAUUGUAAUAAUGAUAAAAGUGUGUUGUGGGUUAUGAGGAAAAGAAAAGUGUUUAAUUUUUCGUUUGUUUAUUAUAAUUGUGUUUUUUUUUUUCGUUUUCUGUUUUGUUUCUCCUUUUUAAAGAUUGUAAACUGAAAAAAUAAUGUAAAAAUGUUGUAUGGAAAAUAAUGUAUUAUUGUUUAUAAUAAUGUUAAUGAUAAUUAUCAUUAUUCUAAUUAUUAUUAAUAAGAUUAAUAAUAAUAAUCAGUUAUUAAUAUUGUUAUUAUUUUUGUUAUUUUUAUUAUUAUUUCAUUGCUUUCAUGUAUAAUUAAAAGGAACCAAGUUUUGAAAAAUUAAUGAAAAUUUAUUGAGUAUGUAGUAAAUGAAUGAAAAAUUAUGAAUAUGUAGCAAAUUAAUG